Phragmites australis (common reed) is the source of this 2766-nucleotide messenger RNA. Its product is annotated as probable inactive receptor kinase At5g58300. Gene Ontology annotation, molecular function: protein binding; ATP binding; protein kinase activity. The coding region runs from base 554 to 2437 and encodes 627 amino acids. The transcript has 3 exons. NCBI's taxonomy places the organism in Eukaryota, Viridiplantae, Streptophyta, Magnoliopsida, Poales, Poaceae. Gene Ontology annotation, biological process: protein phosphorylation. The record is from RefSeq and is a predicted model, not a curated record.
CAGCGAGUUUGCAACGCAUGCGCGCGCACCCGCACACUCCUCCCGCGGCGUCAGCAUCGCUGCGUCCGCUCGCAACUGCAAGGAGAGAGAGAGAGAGAGAGAGAGAGAGAGAGAGAGAGAGAGAGAGAGAGAGAGAGCCCAGCUGCCUCGGUGCGCGCUCGCCGGCCGUGAGGGGAAGGAGGAGGGAGGAGGAGCCGGCAGCGCGGGGAAAUGCUGGCCGUUCCCGUGGCGGAUCGUGCUGUUCUCUUGGCGCGAUUGGCCCUAGGCGGUGACUGCAAGGUCCGAUCCUGAGGCGGACGGCGACUCCGAGAGGGCUGCUAAUUUCUUCGUUGCCGACGCCGUGAAGGUCCGGAUUCUCUUCCCCGCACCAUCUGCGUUGGUUCUUUCAGUCCUGGGCUGCGGACGGGGAGGCGCACGGCGCGAAUGGAGCUUGCCUCUGGUUCCAAUAUUCCAACUUGGGAUGGCUUCUUGCGACUUGCGAGGAGUGAUGCACUGAUGGGGAGUCUUGUAUUAUAACUCCGCUUUGUCCUUAUUCUUCCAGCCGAUCCUAACAAUGUGGCAUCUCAGGCUUAUAGCAUUUCUUUCUGUUUCUCUGUUCUUUAUGCACCUUCCUUGUGCCAGAGGUGCUGACCUGAACUCCGAUAAGCUGGCCCUUCUUGCAUUUGCUGCAUCUCUGCCCCAUGGCAGAAAGCUCAACUGGACCCUAACAACCCAAGUCUGCACAUCCUGGGUUGGGAUUACGUGCACACCUGACCGGAAGCGCGUGCGUGAAGUCCGGCUACCUGCAGUAGGGCUCUUUGGUCCUCUCCCCGCGGGUAUACUUGGCAAGCUUGAUGCACUACAGGUGUUGAGCCUUAGGUCAAAUCGUCUUACUAUUAAUCUCCCUCCUGAUGUAGCAUCCAUUCCUUCUCUGCGCGCUCUAUAUCUUCAGCAUAACAAUUUGUCCGGAAUUAUACCAAGUUCACUGUCUUCCAGUCUAACAUUCUUAGAUCUGUCAUACAACUCAUUUGAUGGAGAAAUCCCAUUGAAAGUGCAAAAUAUCACUGAACUAACUGCAUUGCUUCUCCAGAACAAUUCUCUUUCUGGACCCAUCCCCGACCUUCACCUCUCCAAAUUGAGACAUUUGGAUUUGAGCAACAAUAACCUGAGUGGGCCUAUACCACCUUCCCUGCAGAAAUUCCCAGCCAGCUCUUUCUUAGGAAACGCUUUUCUAUGUGGAUUCCCACUGGAACCAUGUCCUGGAACUGCACCUUCUCCCUCUCCAAUGUCACCCUCGCCUCAAAACACCAAAAAAAGCUUCUGGAAAAAGCUUAGCCGUGGUGUCAUAAUUGCAAUAGCUGCUGGAGGAGGGGUAGUACUAUUGAUUUUGAUCAUCGUCCUCUUCGUAUGCAUUUUCAAAAGAAAGAAAGAUGGAGAGCCUAGCGCAGCAGCAUCUUCAUCCAAAGGAAAGGCUGUUGCAGGUGGAAGGGCAGACAAAUCCAAGGGAGAAUACAGCAGCGGUAUUCAAGAAGCAGAGAGGAAUAAAUUAUUUUUCUUUGAGGGAUGUUCAUAUAAUUUUGACCUGGAGGAUCUGUUGAGGGCUUCAGCUGAAGUCCUUGGAAAAGGAAGUUCUGGGACUACCUACAAAGCUGCUCUCGAGGAUGGCACAACAGUGGUGGUCAAGAGACUGAAGGAAGUGGUGGCGGGAAAAAGGGACUUCGAACAGCAGAUGGAGCUAAUUGGCAAGGUUGGCCAGCAUCAGAAUGUUGUCCCAUUGCGUGCUUACUAUUACUCCAAGGAUGAGAAGCUCUUGGUGUAUGACUAUGUCCCACCGGGUAGCCUUUCUGCUGCUUUGCAUGGGAAUAAAGCUGCUGCAAGAACUCCAUUGGACUGGGAGACAAGAGUAAAAAUAGCUCUGGGUGCUGCACGCGGGGUGGCUUAUCUGCAUGCUGAAGGUGGCGGGAAGUUCAUCCACGGAAACAUCAAGUCAAGUAACAUCCUUAUUUCACAGGAACUCAGUUCUUGCGUCACCGAGUUUGGCCUUGCCCAGCUCAUGGCCACGCCUCAUGUUCACCCACGGCUCAUCGGAUACCGUGCUCCCGAGGUCCUCGAGACCAAGAAACCAACACAGAAAUCUGAUGUCUACAGCUUUGGCGUACUGCUCCUUGAGAUGCUAACAGGUAAAGCCCCUCUUAGAUCUCCCGGUCGCGACGAUUCCAUCGAGCACCUCCCCAAGUGGGUGCAGUCUGUGGUUCGAGAAGAAUGGACGUCAGAGGUUUUCGAUGUCGACUUGUUAAGGCACCCGAACAUCGAGGAUGAGAUGGUGCAGAUGCUCCAUGUUGCAAUGGCAUGUGUUGCUGUUCUUCCUGACCAGCGGCCUCGGAUGGAGGAGGUGGUCAGGAGGAUCGAGGAGAUCCGGACAUCUUACUCAGAGACAAGGACGUCCCCUGAGGUCUGACAAGAAGAACGAGGAACUCUUCUAAAUCACUUAAUAGCACAGCAAUAAUAUGCCAUCUAGACAAAAACAGGUUUGACAGUUUCUGCCUGCAAAGCUGAUAGCUCUGUGUUUAGUGUCCAGUGAAGCUUUGCUGUUGAUUUCUGAUCAUUCUUUAGUAAAUUUAUUUUCCAUUCAUGGCUUCAUGAUGUUGCCCUGGUGAUUGUUUCGUUUCAAUAGCUCUGCUGAACGCUGAUCAUCAUAGGGUGCCAAUUUAUCAUCGUUCUGCAAAAUUCGAUCUGAGAUGGACUCUAUGAAUUUCGAUUUAUUGAAUGAGCAUUCUGUUUGUGCCA